CUGUUGUGUGCAGUGGGGCCUGGGGCCAGUCAGAGGCCAGAAUCGCACCCCGAGGGCAGAGGGCCGCCGGGCCCCUCUAGGAGGGAGCCAGGGAUUAGGCAGCUCCAUGUAGGUCCACGUUCGGCUUGGGAGGCCCCACCAUGAAGAAGGUCAAGAAGAAACGAUCAGAGGCCAAACGCCACCGGGACUCCAACUCACAGCAUGCCAGCUCCAACUCCACCCCGCAGCAGCCCAGCCUGGAGAACGUGCAGCAGCCGCAGCCACCGCAGCCGGCGCAGCAGCAGCCGCCGCAGCGCCCCGAGACCGCCCCUGCCCCGCAGCUGCCUCGCCCGGAGGCUGCCCCCCAGCAACCUCGCCCGGUGUCGGCUCCCCAGCAGCCCACAGCCCAGGCGCCUCCAGACCCCGAGAGCCGCCACUCCUCUGGGAGCCUGUUGUCUCCAGACAGUAACACAAAGGCAGCCCCGCACUCCCGGAAACCGAGCGGACAGCCUUCCAGCUCCAGCAGUUCCCGGAAGUCAGGGCAGCUGACUUAUUCGAGCCCGCGAUCCUGCCCCUGUGCUGCUUGCCCGGGCAGCUCUGCUUGCUGGCGACGUCUGGGGCUGUGCCACAGCCGCAUCUUCGAUGUCCUUCUGCCUCGAGACUGGCAGCUCGUGCCAGGGAGAGGAUGCCCAAGCCUCCUCACCUUCUACAGACGACCUUCACGAAAACACUCAUCCGGACAUCGUAACUCACGUGCUCCAUGCCCUCGGGACUGUGGCUGUGGCUCUGGGGGCCCUGGGAGCUGCCUACUACAUCGCUGAAUCCUUGUGAACAAGCCCCCAGGCCCUCGGUCCGGCAG
Molecule: messenger RNA, 838 nt
Organism: Oryctolagus cuniculus (rabbit)
Lineage: Eukaryota; Metazoa; Chordata; Mammalia; Lagomorpha; Leporidae
Gene: SPATA3
Product: spermatogenesis associated 3
Source: RefSeq, a predicted model, not a curated record